This is a messenger RNA of Physeter macrocephalus (sperm whale), 5960 nucleotides long. It is a transcript of the gene IRF2BPL, whose product is annotated as interferon regulatory factor 2 binding protein like. Gene Ontology annotation, cellular component: nucleus. NCBI's taxonomy places the organism in Eukaryota, Metazoa, Chordata, Mammalia, Artiodactyla, Physeteridae. The record is from RefSeq and is a predicted model, not a curated record. The coding region runs from base 2789 to 5119 and encodes 776 amino acids. Gene Ontology annotation, biological process: regulation of transcription by RNA polymerase II. Gene Ontology annotation, molecular function: transcription corepressor activity. The transcript has a single exon.
UACUUCUUGUUGCUUCAACUGAACUUUAUUAUAAUUAGUAGUAAUAGUAGUGAUGAGUAUGGAUCCUUACAUUCUAUGCAAUUUGCAAAGUACUUCCACACGUUAACCAGCAAUAGUACCAACAUUCACAUCAACACUAAUAAUAACCAACCCUUACCGAUGGCUUCCUGUGAACCGGACACUGUGUUCUACACACUGUACGGCGUAUUUAUGCUAGAGUCUGUGGCAGUGGCAGAUCCACAACUUCUGUAUAUGGAAGAAUUCAAUGGCACAAUCUAUUUGGAAGGGGAGCAUGGGGGUUGGUUAUGAAGAUGUAAUUGCGUAGCACUUUACGUGAGCUUGUAUGUAUUGUAACAAAUGGGGGGGAGCUGAUGGAAAAUUUGAGCACCCCAAACCACCUCUGAGAACUUAAGCUUGUCAAGGCACCAUUCAAAGCAGACUUACUAGAUUCAGAUCCCAGUUCUGUCUCUAAUGGCUGUGUGACCCUGGGCAAGUUAUUUAACCUCCUUGUUUUCUGAGCUUGUAAAUCAGAGUUAAUAAUAGAAUCUACCUUGUAGAUAAUACUGAGUUUAAUGAUGAUGCAAGUAAACCACCUAGCAGUGCCUGGCCCAUAGCAAGUCUCAGUGAGUUGCCUCCUGUUAGAACAAGAAACAAAAUGAAAUCUCAAACAGUCCUAAUAGGUUGGGAGCUCUGAUCCCAUUUUACAGGUGGAAAACAGAGGCAGUAAGUGACGGAGAGGAAAUUCCAACCUAGUGUGCCAGACUCUAGAACCUGAAAUUCCAUUAUACUGCCACCCCUCUCCAGCCUCGCCCAGGAUUAUCUCAAUCUUCAUGAAAAAAAAAAAAAAGCAGACCCAAUACUUGGAAGAAUCAGUUGAAAUGCCCCAACUAGCCCUUUGACCAACAUAUCUGUUCUGCAAUAAACCCUAAUGACAAGAGGUGAUCUUGUAACGGAAAAGAAAGCAGGGCCUUGCUCAGCCUUCUGGGGCACUAUGGAAUGAAAUCACAGCACACAAGAAAGAACUUUGAAAACUGUGACAGUGCUUUACAAAGAUAUAUCAACAUUAUUAAAUGCUGCCCCCACCUUCUUUUAUCAAUCCCAAAGAAACCACUCACCUGUUUGGUCUUUCCAGCACCUCCCCCUCCCUGCCCCCAAAUGCAGCUGUGCCCAGCCAGUAGACUGUUUUCCUUAAAGGCCUCCGGGUCCUCGUAGCUUCUUUAGACAUUCAGCCAAAAUUUUUAGAGUACGGCUUGGGGGAGGGGUAUCUCACCCUGAAUUCAUUUAGCUCCGUCGCUGAAGCUCAGGUUCCUAGACCAGGGCACAAAAACAAAGCGAAAAGGCAGUUUCUGAAAGACUGGAAAACAGCUAAUUUUGCAGGUGCUUCGGCAUCAGUGGUAGCAAUGAAUGUGACGUUCAUUCCGGGGGGGGGGAGGUUUGAUUGCAGAUGGAAUGGGUAAUACCCUUAUGAAAUUCACAGCGAAAAUCUUGAAACAGGCCAUUUAAAUUCACUGCUCGGAGUGGGGUGGGGAGCGGUAUCGGAAACGACGCUUGUGGUUUUCAAACGCAUUUUAACUUGGGAAAGCCGGGCGGAGAAAGGAAAGGUCAUAGUCUGUUUAAUUUCCACCCCCAACCCUGGUCUUCCAGCAUUAGCUCGCUGGGCCUCAGCUGUUGUACACACACAGCGAGGGGGGAGGGGAGGGCGGAGGCGCGGAGGAGGGGCCGACUGGGAGGAAUCUGGGCGCCCUGCCGCGCAUGCGCUUUUCCCGAGCAACAAGUGGGCUCCACAGAGGAAGUGUAAAGGGGAGGGGGGAGAACUGGUGCAGAGCAUGGCGGUGACGUCAGCGCUCCGCCUGGGCGGCAUCCCGCGCGGCCGAGCCCGGGACAGCGCGAGCCGCAGCGCGAGCGGGAGCGCCGAGCCGCGCCUCCGGAACGUAGAGUAACAAUCACAACCCCACAUUCCGGGCGAGCGCGAGCGGGAAGGGAUGCGACCCGGGUCGAGGCGCCGCGCGAGCGCCCUGCAGCCAACGUGAGCGCCGCCAGCCGGGGGGGGCCCGGGCGCCCGCCAGGCCUGGGGGCGGCGGGAGCCUGCGUGCGUGCGCUCCUCUCCUCUGCUCUCGUGCGUCCUGGAAGCAGUGGCCGCGGCGGCUCCCUCCGGCCGUGCAAACCCAGCUGCCGCCAGCGGAACGGCCAACGCUGCGAGGGGAGAAGCUCCUCUCUCGGCUGCCACCCCCUCCCCCGGUCCUCCAGGGAAGCAGCUACUUCAGCAAGAUUGGACUCGGGCACCGGGUGGCACUGAACCCUCUAGCCUUCAUCCCAGAGAGCCUGGCGGGGAGAGGACGCAGGUCGUAGGGGGUCCCCCCCAGGGGAGAGGAAGAGACAACCCCUUUCGAGCUUCCAGGCAGCAGCCACUCCGGGGAGGGGGCCAAGAACCAACGGCGGCCAGCACCCGGCACCCUCGCCCCCUCCCCCCGGGCCCGGAGCUUCCAGCCCGGGUCUGCGACACCAGGAAGAAGGCGCCUGAGCUCCCCUCCCGACGAAACAGCCGCAGUAGGAGGUGGGGGCGAGGAGCGGGCUGAACUCGUCCGCUGCCCGGGCGGUGGAGCCCCCGCAGCGAGGCGCUGCGCGGGCGGUGGAGACUCGCGCUCCCUCCAGCCCCUGGGGCAGAACUUUCUCGCCCCCCCUCUUUCCCCCGCAGCCGUACUCCCUCCCCAGCCGGCCAGCCCUCCGGGAGGAGAAAGCGCCGCGGAGACAGCCGGGGCGGGGGCCUACCUUCCCGAGGGCCGGCAUCAUGUCGGCGGCGCAGGUGUCCUCGUCCCGAAGACAGUCUUGCUACCUGUGCGACCUGCCUCGCAUGCCCUGGGCCAUGAUCUGGGACUUCUCGGAACCCGUAUGCCGCGGUUGCGUCAACUACGAGGGCGCGGAUCGCAUCGAGUUUGUGAUCGAGACCGCGCGUCAGCUGAAGCGGGCGCACGGCUGCUUCCAGGACGGCCGCUCCCCCGGGCCGCCGCCGCCCGUCGGGGUCAAGACGGUGGCCCUGUCGGCUAAGGAGGCGGCGGCCGCGGCUGCGGCAGCGGCCGCCGCACAGCAGCAGCAACAGCAGCAACAACAGCUCAACCACGUCGAUGGUUCCAGCAAGCCUGCGGUGCUGGCGGCCCCGUCCGGCCUGGAGCGCUAUGGCCUGAGCGCAGCCGCUGCUGCCGCCGCCGCCGCCGCCGCCGCGGUUGAACAGCGCAGCCGCUUCGAGUAUCCUCCACCACCGGUGAGCCUGGGAACCAGCAGCCACUCCGCGCGGCUGCCCAAUGGCCUGGGGGGCCCCAACGGCUUCCCCAAGCCCACACCGGAGGAGGGACCCCCGGAGCUGAACCGCCAGAGCCCCAACUCGUCUUCAGCGGCGGCGUCGGUGGCGUCUCGGCGCGGGACGCAUGGUGGACUAGUGACAGGGCUGCCCAACCCGGGGGGUGGCGGAGGCCCCCAGCUUACCGUGCCCCCUAAUCUGCUGCCGCAGACGCUGCUUAACGGUCCGGCCAGCGCCCCCGUGCUGCCCCCACCGCCGCCUCAUGGUCUGGGCAGCCGUGGGCCCCCGACGCCCGCGCCCCCCGGGGCCCCCGGGGGCCCAGCUUGUCUCGGGGGCGGCCCAGGCGUAUCGGCCGCGUCGUCCUCCGCGUCAUCUUCGACCUCGUCGUCGGUGGCCGAGGUGGGCGGGGGUGCUGGUGGCAAAAGGCCCGGCUCCGUGUCGAGCACUGACCAGGAGCGCGAGCUGAAGGAGAAGCAGCGAAACGCCGAGGCCCUGGCUGAGCUGAGCGAGAGCCUGCGCAACCGCGCGGAGGAGUGGGCCAACAAGCCCAAGAUGGUCCGCGACACGCUGCUCACGCUGGCCGGCUGCACGCCCUACGAGGUGCGUUUUAAGAAAGACCACUCGCUGCUGGGCCGUGUCUUCGCCUUCGACGCCGUCUCCAAGCCUGGCAUGGACUACGAGUUGAAGCUGUUCAUUGAGUACCCCACGGGCUCGGGCAACGUGUAUUCCAGCGCAUCUGGUGUGGCCAAGCAGAUGUACCAGGACUGUAUGAAGGACUUCGGUCGGGGUCUCUCCUCCGGCUUCAAGUAUCUGGAGUAUGAGAAGAAACACGGUUCUGGGGACUGGCGCCUACUUGGAGACCUGCUGCCCGAGGCCGUGCGCUUCUUCAAGGAGGGCGUGCCCGGCGCCGACAUGCUGCCCCAGCCCUACCUGGACGCCAGCUGCCCCAUGCUGCCCACGGCUCUGGUGAGUCUAAGCCGCGCCCCCAGCGCGCCCCCGGGGACCGGGGCCCUGCCGCCCGCCGCCCCCUCGGGCCGGGGCGCAGCUGCCAGCCUGCGCAAGAGGAAGGCGUCCCCCGAGCCCCCGGACUCCGCCGAGGGCGCGCUGAAGCUGGGCGAGGAGCCGCAGAGGCAGCAGUGGAUGGCGAACCAGAGCGAGGCAUUAAAGCUCACCAUGUCGGCCGGGGGCUUUGCGGCGCCGGGGCAUGCGGCAGGGGGUCCGCCUCCGCCGCCCCCGCCCCUGGGACCCCAUUCCAACCGGACCACCCCGCCCGAGUCAGCCCCUCAGAACGGUCCGUCGCCCAUGGCUGCCCUCAUGUCGGUGGCAGACACACUGGGCACGGCGCACUCGCCGAAGGAUGGCAGUUCUGUGCACUCCACCACUGCGUCCGCACGGCGCAACAGCAGCAGCCCAGUGUCGCCGGCCUCCGUACCCGGGCAGCGCCGCUUGGCAUCACGGAACGGGGACCUGAAUUUACAGGUGGCGCCCCCGCCGCCUAGCACCCACCCGGGCAUGGACCAAGUGCACCCCCAAAACAUUCCGGAUUCCCCUAUGGCCAACAGCGGGCCCCUUUGCUGUACCAUUUGCCACGAACGUUUGGAGGACACGCAUUUCGUUCAGUGUCCCUCCGUUCCCAGCCACAAAUUCUGCUUCCCUUGCUCUAGAGAGAGUAUCAAGGCCCAGGGGGCGACCGGCGAGGUGUACUGCCCCAGCGGAGAGAAAUGCCCCCUGGUUGGGUCGAAUGUACCUUGGGCCUUCAUGCAGGGCGAAAUCGCGACGAUCUUAGCUGGGGAUGUUAAAGUGAAAAAGGAGAGAGACCCUUGAACCGCAAGACAGCCACUUCCUUAGCCCCAGACCAGCUCCUCUCCCGUCCAGAGGGCCCCUCCCCCACCCACAUCGACCCUCUCUUCCCUCACUCUCAAGAUGUAGAAUUGUGAAUAUAACAAACUGCAAAAAGUUAGUCUUAUGUAUAGACAUUAUUUUCGUCGUAUGUUUCUAUAUUUUGAAACAAAGGUAUGUAACUUCUUCAUUUGAAGGAUAAGCUGGUUUGUGUUAAGCAGUAUAAUAUUGGUUCGGUCAUUUGCAUCAUAUUCGUUAGCAUUUAUUGGUGGCAGAGUGUUUGCCUAGGUACAGAAUUAAUAGCCUUUAGCAACGACUGCUGCUGGUGUGUAUUUUUGUAAAUGUUAUGCACUCACUGAAAGGAAGAAAAAAACACACACAAAAGAAAAUGACUUUUUUUUUUGCCAAGGCCAGUGUUGCUGCCUAAAAAGAAAUGAUGCUAUAAAAUGGUGAGAGCUUCAGUUCUGAACAGCCCCAAGUGUUGAAGUCUUCACUUUAUUUUGUUCUGUUUUGUUUUGUUUUUCUGUUUCCUUUGCAAAAUGGUAAGGGGGGUGUUGGGGGGUGGGUGUUUUUUGUUGCAAGUUUGUGAGGGAAAAUGUUUUGGUUUGUUUCUACUGACCUGAAUGUGUUGGAUCUUCACGUGUUGUUUUGUUUUUGCUUUAUUGAUGCACGGAUGCUUUUGAACAGUAGAGCGAAAUGCUAGACAUGGAGAAUCUGCUCUGUUUGUCCUUUAUACAUUUCUGUAGUUAACAGAACACUGUAAUGUGCCUUGGAGCUUAGUAACUUGUAAUAAAUUCAAUUGAUAUUAAUUCUGCCCCGAGUCAGC